Penicillium maclennaniae is the source of this 480-nucleotide messenger RNA. Its product is annotated as DUF4604 domain-containing protein. Bases 1 to 480 code for a protein of 159 amino acids. The transcript is spliced from 2 exons. The record is from RefSeq and is a predicted model, not a curated record. NCBI's taxonomy places the organism in Eukaryota, Fungi, Ascomycota, Eurotiomycetes, Eurotiales, Aspergillaceae.
AUGUCGAAGAACCCCAAGCUCGCCUACGAUGCGAAGGAGCCUGCAUUUCUCCAGAAGCUCAGGGGCCACUAUGGAAACAACGACGGUCGCCUGGAGCGACCUGCUAUGCGCCCUCGAAAAGCUAAGAAUUCCGACGACGACGAUGACGCGCCCGUCUACGUCGAUGAAGAAAGCAACGAGGUGAUCUCCAAAGAGGAAUAUCAGGCCUUAGUUGGAGGUACCGAUAGCCAGACUCAAGAAGGGGGCUCCAAGGAUCAGUCUGCAGAGGGAGACGACAAGGCAUCGACGCUGAAAGAACCCUCGGCGAAGCAAAAUAACCUUACCGAAGUCGGCGGACAGAAGAAGCGAAAGCAGGCUAAGGUUGUGGGCCAAGAUACAAUCGAGGAAGAAGCAAAGCCCGACUCUGAGGAAAGGCCCAAAGCUUCAGCUCGAAAGUCCAAGAAGGGCAAGAAGAUCAAGCUUUCAUUUGACAAUGAAUAA